AUGGCUGAAACCGAACCCCAAACCCAAGCCGCCGCCCCAGGCUCAUUCCACCAGCGGACGGUGAUAGUGACCGGCGGAGCCGGGUUCAUCGGCGCACCACUGUGCAAGGCAUUUGCACGAGCCGGGGCCAACGUCGUAGUGAACGACUACGGAUGCAGCGUAUCAGGCGAGGGCUCGUCAGCCUCGCCCGCCGAGCAAGUGGCGCAGGAGAUCCGGGCUGAGGGCCUAUCUGCCGUGGCGGACAUGCACAACGUAGCGACGGACGCGGAGCAGAUCGUGGCGACGGCGCUGGCGCGGUUCGGGCGGGUCGACGUGAUCGUCAACAAUGCCGGCAUCACGAUCUACGGGCCGGUGGAGGCGCAGGGGCCCGAGGCGAUGCGGCGCGUGUUCGAGGUCAACGCGCUGGGCGCCAUGGCGCUGUGCCACUACGCCUGGCCGCACAUGCAGCGGCAGGCGUACGGGCGCGUGGUCAACGUCACGUCCGACAGUGUCUUCGGCAUGGCGGAUAGCUCGCCGUACGUGCUGUCGCGCGGCGCCGUGCUCGGCGUCACGCGAACCCUGGCCCUCGAGGGCCGCCCGCACAAUAUCCUCGUCAACGCCGUCGGCCCGUCCGCCUACUCGCGCAUGCGGAUGGCCGCCGACGAGGACAGCAGGCUGCCCGCGGAGCAGCAUGCCCAGCUGCAGGCCCGCUACCCCGGCGAGUCCAAUGUGCCUGCUAUCCUGGCCCUCGCUAGCGAGAAGCUCGACCUGUCCGGCGAGAUCUGGAGCACCGGCAGCUAUGCCCUGGGCCGCACCAUUCUAGGCACCGUAAAGGACGUCAAAGGCCUCCGCACCCUCGACGAAUGCCUGCAGGCCAUGCAGGUGUUGAUGGACAAGGACAGGGAGUGGACCGAGCCUCAUAGUAUUGCCGACUAUGCCGCCUUCAAAUCCAAAUCUUGA
Molecule: messenger RNA, 939 nt
Organism: Capronia epimyces CBS 606.96
Lineage: Eukaryota; Fungi; Ascomycota; Eurotiomycetes; Chaetothyriales; Herpotrichiellaceae
Exons: 1
Coding region: 1-939 (312 amino acids)
Source: RefSeq, a predicted model, not a curated record